This is a messenger RNA of Liolophura sinensis, 5503 nucleotides long. RefSeq names its product medium-chain acyl-CoA ligase ACSF2, mitochondrial-like. NCBI's taxonomy places the organism in Eukaryota, Metazoa, Mollusca, Polyplacophora, Chitonida, Chitonidae. The record is from RefSeq and is a predicted model, not a curated record. Bases 3377 to 5188 code for a protein of 603 amino acids. The transcript has 17 exons.
CGCUUGAUUCAUUGGCUAGUUGAAGGGCUGGUUAUUUUUAUAUGACUGGAAAUUUUCACUCCAUGCAGAAUAUUAAGUUGUGAUUGCUUCAUUGGUGACCUUUGAGUAGAUGUCAUUUAUCACACAGCUGGGAUUGCUUCAUCGGUUAUGUUUGAGCAGAUGUCAGUUAUCACAGAACUGCGAUUGCUUCAUCGGUUAUGUUUGAGCAGAUGUCAGUUAUCACACUGCUGGGAUUGUUUCAUCGGUUACGUUUGAGCAGAUGUCAGUUAUCACACUGCUGGGAUUGUUUCAUCGGUUACGUUUGAGCAGAUGUCAGUUAUCACACAGCUGGGAUUUUUCCAUCAGUUACGUUUGAGCAAAUGUCAGUUAUCACACAGCUGGGAUUGUUCCAUCGGCUACGUUUGAGUAGAUGUCAUUUAUCACACAGCUGGGAUUGCUUCACCGGUUACGUUUGAGCACAUUUCUUUAUCACACUGCUGGGAUUGCUUCAUCGGUUAUGUUUGAGCAGAUGUCAGUUAUCACACAGCUGCGAUUGCUUCAUCGGUUACGUUUGAGCAGAUGUCAGUUAUCAUACAGCUGGGAUUGUUUCAUCGGUUACGUUUGAGCAGAUGUCAGUUAUCAUACAGCUGGGAUUGUUUCAUCGUUUACGUUUGAGCAGAUGUCAGUUAUCAUACAGCUGGGAUUGCUUCAUCGGUUAUGUUUGAGCAGAUGUCAGUUAUCACACAGCUGGGAUUUUUCCAUCAGUUACGUUUGAGCAGAUGUCAUUUAUCAUACAGCUGGAUUGCUUCAUCGGUUACGUUUGAGCAGAUGUCACUUAUCAUACAGCUGGGAUUGCUUCAUCGGUUAUGUUUGAGCAAAUGUCAGUUAUCACACAGCUGCGAUUGCUUUAUCGGUUACGUUUGAGCAGAUGUCAUUUAUCACACUGCUGGGAUUUCUUCAUCGGUUACGUUUGAACAGAUGUCAGUUAUCACACACCUGGGAUUUUUCCAUCAGUUACGUUUGAGCAGAUGUCAGUUAUCACACAGCUGGGAUUGCUUCAUCGGUUACGUUUGAGCAGAUGUCAUUUAUCAUACAGCUGGGAUUGCUUCAUCGGUUAUGUUUGAGCAGAUGUCAGUUAUCACACAGCUGCGAUUGCUUCAUCGGUUACGUUUGAACAGAUGUCAGUUAUCUCACACCUGGGAUUUUUUCAUCGGUUACGUUUGAGCAGAUGUCAGUUAUCAUACAGCUGGAAUUGUUUCAUCAGUUACGUUUGAGCAGAUGUCAGUUAUCACACUGCUGGGAUUGCUUCAUUGGUUACGUUUGAGCAGAUGUCAGUUAUCACACAGCUGGGAUUGCUUCAUCGGUUACGUUUGAGCAGAUGUCAGUUAUCACACAGCUGGGAUUUUUUCAUCGGUUACGUUUGAGCAGAUAUUUACCACACAGUCGUGAUUGCUUCAUUGCUUUUUAAGAACAGAUUCCAGUUUUCACACAUUUGAAAUUGCUUCAUCAGCUAUGUUUGACCAGGUACCAGUUAUCACGUAGUUGUGAUCAUUUCAUCAGUUAUCUUUGAACAGACACCAGCUAUCACAGAACUGUGAUUGCUUCCUUAGUUAUGCCAUAUGCAUUGUAUUUAUUGCCAUGCAUAUGCAAAGACUGCAUAUCCAAACAAACAAAUGCAUAGAUUUGCAUAUAUAGGUAUACAAGUAGAGUGUUAACUUGUAUAAAGAAAAAUAAAAAUAAUAGUAAUUAUAUUAUAUAUUAUUUUACUGAUUAUAUAUAUGCUUCAUCGGUUUUGUUUGAGCAGGUAAUAAUUGCCGCUGUUUUAUUUGAUUGCUAUUUUACGCCGCACUCAAGAAUAUUGCACGUGUACGACGGAGGCGACCGUCAGUGCUACUGUUUCAUUUUACUAUCUUACGAGGCCAAUAUUCAUCCAAGGUCAAAAGUCUCACAAGGCCGAAAAUUUGAACAGCCCAAAUGUUUUACUAGGCCGAAAGACUCUCUAGGUUGAAAGUAGGCCGAAAAUUUUACUCUUUCAAAAUUCUUACUAGGUCGAAAGUUAUGCUGAACGGAAUCUCAUAAUUAUAUGCUCAGGAAAAAAUCAAUGUUAAUUUUGCCCUUUACUGUUUUAAACUAUGUAAUUUUUAUGCAAAAAAGAAAAUAUGUUGUAUAUCAGCCACGACGAGAUAUCCGACACCAGUUGGACACAUUAUGCUAUGUAGCCUAUUCACCUUUAGGUUUAUAAACCACCUCAGAAUUGUCCUACAUUUACUUCGAUAUCUGGCACAGACAUCUCGAUAACAUUAUAAAAAAGAAACUUAACAAAGGCACCAAUGGGAACUUAUGUCUGUGAAGUUACCCAUUAGACCAAAAGUGGUUUGUUUCGAACUCACCGAUGGGUUAAUAUCCAGGUGAUACAACAAUAUGUAUGUGUGAGCUACCUUUUACAUUUCACUACGUGGUUUUGAAACUAAAGGAAUUGCUAUAUUUUUCUUGAAGGGUUUAUCAUUAUGUGCUUUCACGAGGACGCUUUAUUGCAGUGUUUUACUGUUGCUAACUAUACUUCCCAUGCCAGUGGUCAUAAAAAUCGAUGAUUUAAAAAAAUUGACUUUUUACAACAGAUAAUCGCUGCAAGGUCUGUUUUGGACACAAUCUUUAGAAAAAAAGGGUAGCCAUAUACAUAUUGUAUAUCAUCAGAAAUAUAUAGCGUUACUCUUUCCGAAUAGGUCUGUCUACAAACAUUUUCUUAGGAUCUUUAAUCAGAUCAUGAACAUAUUUUAAUUCAUAUUAACAGACAGUUUGAAAUGGGCUCUAGCAAGUGUAGCCAUGUUUACAUCCAAAUAAUGCAAAAGGCUAACCAGUAGACAAAAGUAACUACAGAAAUCACCUUCUGUGAUGUAAAAUCAGCUCGACAUCAAUGCGCUGUUUUCGAAUUACAUCAUCACGACAGCACAAUGGCGUCACAGCACAAAAUGACGUCGUCACUAUUCGAAAGAGCACGGCUAUUUGCCUAUGUUUUAACAUGGCAGUGAUCGUGUUUAGAUCAAAGUACCGGCAAAACAUCACUAUUUUUAUUAUCAUUAUUAGGAGCCCAAACCCAGCCCAGAGCAUAAUUCCGAGGAUCAAUCAAAUCCUUUUUAAUUAGUUUUCUUUAUUCUAUGUACCACCCCAUGUUAAAAUUGGCAGAUUGGCCCUACCGGCGCGGUAGACGUAAAGUAACAAUGUCAUGUCACAAAUGGACGUCACUGUGUUGUAACGUCGUAUCUGGAAACCUACGUAUUACUCGAGUGCUCGAAUCAUUACAUUUCUCACUGAGGAACAUAUCCCGUCUAAAAGUAGAUGUGCAGGUUAUUGUUUAUUCCUGGAUUUGUGAUGACGGUUAGGGGGCAAACAUGCAUCUAUGCAUCUUAUCCAUUGCAAAAGAGCAAUCGUCAAGUCUGAGUGGAAACGAGUUGCAUAUUGUGCAAGAAAAGACACCCCAUUGACUGACUGUUUACCAGCUCGAAACCUGAAAGUGAGUUAUUUCCAUGGCGCUACCUCUCAGCCGUUAUGUGGCCUCACCAUUGGUCAAAUGCUCGAACAAGCCGCACGUGAAAAGCCUGACCACGUGGUCUUUUCUCUUCCGGAGUUUAACCAAUCGCUGACCUUUUCAGAAUUAUUGAAGAAGGCAAAUGAGCUGGCCAAAGGAUUCCUGGCGCUUGGUAUGAGGAGAGGGGAUCUUAUAUUCUGUUACCGCCUUUGUGACCAGCAUUUCUUCAUCGUCUACAUCGCAUGUGCACUUCUUGGUCUGAUGUUUACCAACCCGUUCAUUUUCACGCCGAACGAUGUCUUUUUGAAACGGUUAUUAGCAAAGGCACAGCCUGCCAUGUUGAUAGCUGACGUUGGGCGAGAUAGCAACGUAAGGAGUCUACUGGAACAGCUCCAGGAAAACAAUUAUACUACAGACACGAACAACUUCACUGGAUUUAACACUUUGAAGUCAGUUGUUACCGUGAGAUCGUUGAAACUUCAAGGGAUUCCCACAAUAGAUGACGUCAUCAAAAAGGGUCAGUCGAUACAGGAUAACACACUGAUGGCCGCCAAGCAGAGGGUGUCUCCAGAUGACUGCGUCAACAUCCUGGCCACGUCAGGUUCCACAGGUGACACAAAGAUGGUGUGCCUGAGUCAGUACGCUGUUGUCAACUUCUCCAUUAUUUGUGUGGCCCGCCGGGCACAGGGAAAGCAAGAAGUCAUGGGUUACAUAAAUCCCGUAAAUGAUGACGUCAUGGCCUCGCUUGGAACGAUAGAAAUGAUUAGUCAGUGGAGAGUGGGAAGUGUUGGGAUUGUUUUUCCACAAUGCGUGAAUUUCUCGAACAGUUGCAUGGUGCCGCUAUUACAAAGCAUUCAGGAUUACAGGAUUACCAGACCCGGGGCUUACCCUUUCCAGAUAUUAAACAUGGUAAAUUCUCCCGAAUUCGAGGAAUACGACACAUCCAGCUUGAGAGGAGUAACAUUGGUUGCCCAGGCCAUUUCCCCAGAGACCCGGCUCAAACUGCUAGAGCUAUUUCCAGAAACAGUUGUGGCCUUCGGACAAAGUGAGUGCCUGUCCAUAGCCUGCACUUCUCCGGGCAACAUGGGAAAGGACAUGCGCACUGUGGGUUACCCGUUGGCACAUCACGAAGUAAAGGUCGUGGGUGAGAGUGGGCAAACACUUCCGGUGGAGGAAAUGGGAGAGAUCUGGGUGCGCGGACCGUGCCAAUUUCUCCGCUAUCUGAACGACGAUGAGAGAACACGGGAAGUGCUUGACAGCAAUGGCUGGGUGCAUUCAGGUGAUGUCGGCAAGAUGAAUUCGCAAGGGUACAUAACUCUGAUUGGAAGAAAGGCCGAUUGUAUUCGGUAUAAAUACCAAGGAGAUGUGAUUUAUCCAGGACAUAUUGAGAAACUCUUCAUGGAAUUUGAGAAAGUCAAGGAGGCAAAGGUUGUUGGAGUCCAGUAUGGUGAUGAGGAUGGGGAAUCGAUAUGCCUGUGUGUCGUCCCAAAACCUGGAAUUUCUCUAGAAGAGACAGAAUUAAAGACAUACUGCGUAGAUAAGUUAAUUUCACGUGACCGUCCAAGGUACUACUUCAUCAUGGAUUCGUUCCCAUUGACUGGAGCUAGACAGAAGGUCGCAACGGAAAAGUUGAAAGAGACAAUCAAGGCGAAGUUUGCGGAUUCUACUUCAGACAUAUCAUAGACUGGACGUUAGAUCUGACGGAUUUGUUAGUCAGACUCAGUAUUGGGUGAUACUAGUAUUUGUGGUAUAGUGGAUACGUAUAUACUUAUACGUAAAAAAAUACUUUCGUUUCUACGAAAAAAAAGUGACCAGAAAUAUGAUUUACGAAGUUUUGUGGAAGUGGCCCAGGACGUCUUUUUUGGAGGACAUACAGUGGAAAUCAGUCGUGUCGUCCAGUGGAGGUCAGAAAUAUCAGUGUAAGUCAGAAAUGUCAUACUGGCGCUUAGAAAUGGCAGUGCAGGUCAGAAAUGUCAGUGAAAGUUAAAAUGUCAGAAU